Salmo salar (Atlantic salmon) is the source of this 992-nucleotide messenger RNA. It is a transcript of the gene lyplal1, whose product is annotated as lysophospholipase like 1. Gene Ontology annotation, biological process: protein depalmitoylation. Gene Ontology annotation, cellular component: cytoplasm. The record is from RefSeq and is marked provisional. NCBI's taxonomy places the organism in Eukaryota, Metazoa, Chordata, Actinopteri, Salmoniformes, Salmonidae. Gene Ontology annotation, molecular function: carboxylic ester hydrolase activity; palmitoyl-(protein) hydrolase activity.
AGAGAAGUCAUGGCUGCCGUACCGAGCAGCAAACUUCUACACAAGUGUGUUGUAUCUCCGACGGGGAAACACUCUGCGUCGGUCAUCUUCUUACACGGCUCAGGAGACACUGGACAGGGAGUGCGAGCAUGGGUCAAAGAGGUUUCGGUACCAGACCUGGCUUUCCCCCACAUCAGAGUGGUAUAUCCCACAGCUCCAGCCAGGCCAUACACACCCAUGCGGGGGGCUCUGUCCAAUGUGUGGUUUGACCGCUACAAGAUCUCACAUGACUGUCUGGAGCACUUGGAGUCUAUAGACUCCAUGGCCAACUCCUUGGGAGCGGUUAUACAGGAGGAGAUCAGGGCAGGAGUACCAAAACACAGGAUGAUCAUAGGGGGUUUCUCUAUGGGCGGAGCUAUGGCCCUCCACCUAGCGUGCCGUUAUCACCCUGACGUAGCAGGAGUCUUUGCUCUGUCCAGCUUUCUCAACAAGGACUCUGUAGUAUAUCAGGCUGUGGAGGAGCGGGCAAGGGCGGGGAGCCCCCUCCCAGAGCUAUUCCAGGGCCAUGGGACAGGAGACGAGUUGGUGUUCCAUAAGUGGGGAGAAGAAACUACGGCCGUGCUGAAGAAGGCUGGGAUGACGACCACCUUCCACUCGUUCCCAGGCCUCCAGCACCAGCUCUCCCGGCCAGAGAUUGAGCUACUGCGCUCCUGGAUCCUCACCAAGCUGCUCCCGGACAGUCUAGAUGCCAGUGGGCAGUGACCAGUCAGCCCCACACCACUAAACAGACACAUUAACAACACGCUAUUAACACGUUAAUAACACGUUCACACUAUUGAGCUGGCCUGGUAAAGCAUUGCCCAUAGUUUCUGGAACAAAGCUGGAAAAUCGAGCCAGCACGGUUCAGGUCGGUACUAUAAUGUGAAAAGGAUAUUAAUGUGCUGAGUGGGCUGUGGACCACCUCACAACCUCUGUUGGUCACAAUACUGUUUAAAAAAUAAAUAAGUGUCAAU